Molecule: messenger RNA, 969 nt
Organism: Polistes dominula (European paper wasp)
Lineage: Eukaryota; Metazoa; Arthropoda; Insecta; Hymenoptera; Vespidae
Gene: mRpL43
Product: mitochondrial ribosomal protein L43
Biological process (GO): mitochondrial translation
Cellular component (GO): mitochondrial large ribosomal subunit
Molecular function (GO): structural constituent of ribosome
Source: RefSeq, a predicted model, not a curated record
ACACACUGGUAGUUUUGAUAACGUAGCAUAUAAUUAGAGUUAAAUAAAAAUGUCAAAUAAAGUAUUAUUUCUUAAAUCUGGAUUUCCACGAGCUCCUUUAGGGCUUGGAAUUGGUCGUUAUGUGUGUCAAUUACAAAGAGUGACAUUAAAGUUCUGUAAAAGUUCUGGUUCAAAUAAAGGAAUGAGAGAUUUUUUGGAACAUGAUUUGAUAGACUUUUCCAACCAAAAUCCUGGUAUUGUAGUAUAUGUAAAACCAAGACGACAUAGGUCGCCAGUUAUAGUUGCAGAAUAUUUAAACGGAGAAAGACAAUGGAUGAAUGUUAGCAAUUAUGCUAGAGAGGAUAUCGUUAAGUGGAUGGAAGUAUUACGUACUCAAUUUCAUGAUGGUCCAAAAUUGCGUGUAAGAAAAUUUUGGCAUACAGAAUUUCCUUCUAUUCAAGGACCGUGGACACCUUUAACGUUUAGAGAUCCAAGCCAUAAUUUAGCACAGUUUCCUAACAAGGAAAUCGGUGCAGCUGUUAAAACAGAACCGACUGCAACUGAACAAUUAAUUGAAUUAUUUAAAGCCCAGCAAAUGUCUGAACAACAUCAACAACAACAAGAAAUAGAAGUACAAACAAACACUUCAGAGAAAUCUAAUUAAUAUAAAACAUAAAAUGAAAUGAUGUAGAAAAGUAAUGAAAAUUUAAAUACAUGCAUAUAUAUAUUUAAAAAAUUAUUGUAAGAAAUAAUUAUUUUAUUAUUUUUUUAGUCGGCGUAUAGUACACAAUAAACACCGUUUUCAAAUUCAUUAGUUUAUCGAUGCAUAAUAUUUCAAAAAUUACUUUUAACCCUUUGACUGCUAUGGGUGCAUAUAUGCGUCCGACGCAAGCCAUCGAUAUAGACUAUGGACGCAAAUGUGCGCUUGGCGAAGUUUUGGCUGUUUACUGUUUUCUUAUAUGUAUGCUCGGAAAUACAAAAAAAAAAAAA